AUGACUACAGGUACUGAUAAGCCAGGCCCCGGUGCUGAGCCCACUAGAUUUGGUCUUGAAGCUCAAAUCAAGAGAAAUCCCCAUGGAGAUUUCGGAAAAGUACAAAGAGAGAGACCCCCUUUUGAAAAGGAUGUCCAAUUCCACUAUCACCAGACUGUUGACGUCGAUUGGAAGGUUGGAUCCGGAGCAACGGACGAUGAGUGGAAAACCCACAAGAAGAUUGAGUUAGAUCCUUAUGGUCCUGACCGUAAUCCUGUAGACAACUACAAGAUGCUUAUUUCUGCCGUCACUCCAAGACCGAUUGGCUUUGUUUCCACAGUUUCUAAAGAUGGUGUGCGCAAUCUGGCUCCAUUUUCAUACUUUACAAUGGUGAAUCAUGACCCUCCAAUUUUCUGUCUUGGUUUCAGCAAGGGAACCGGUGCUCCAAAGGACACAGCUGCUAACAUUCUGGAAACUAAAGAGCUCACAAUCAACAUUAUCUCUGAAUGGUUUGUUGAAGCUGCCAACUACUGUAGUACCAAUGCCCCAACUGAUGUUGAUGAGUGGAAGCUUUCGGGCCUAACUCCAUUAGCAUCUUCUAAGGUCAAGCCUGAGCAUGUGGCCGAAUCUGCCUUUUCUGUUGAAGCAAAGCUUAUCCACUCCCAUGAAUGGACUUCUAAGGUCACCGGAAACCCUUCCGGAACUUUGGUUUUGGUUGAAGGUGUCAAUUUCCACGUUCGUGAGGAUGUCAUCAACGAACAACGUAAUAUCAUUGAUCCUGUUAAGCUCCAAUCCGUCUCUAGAUUGGGUGGUAUUACCUAUGGCCGUACUACUAGUGGGUAUGAAUUGCUUCGUCCGGAUUUCGAUUCUGAGUCAAAGAAACCUGAAUUUGAGGAGGCCCUUAGUAAAUAG
Molecule: messenger RNA, 891 nt
Organism: Sugiyamaella lignohabitans
Lineage: Eukaryota; Fungi; Ascomycota; Dipodascomycetes; Dipodascales; Trichomonascaceae
Exons: 1
Coding region: 1-891 (296 amino acids)
Molecular function (GO): FMN binding
Source: RefSeq, a predicted model, not a curated record